Strongyloides ratti is the source of this 1134-nucleotide messenger RNA. RefSeq names its product Protein muscleblind. The record is from RefSeq and is a predicted model, not a curated record. NCBI's taxonomy places the organism in Eukaryota, Metazoa, Nematoda, Chromadorea, Rhabditida, Strongyloididae. The transcript is spliced from 5 exons. The coding region runs from base 1 to 1134 and encodes 377 amino acids. Gene Ontology annotation, molecular function: metal ion binding.
AUGGUAACUCUUGGAACAUCACCUGCCUCUACAGCUGGAGGAGCUUUGCAAAAUCCUAUGGCUUCACAAGCUGCUACUGCUAUUAACUCUAAUCAGCUUGUAAAUCAACUAAUGAAUGUUAAAGAUUCUAGAUGGCUUCAAUUAGAAGUAUGUAGAGAAUUUCAAAGAGGACAAUGUAGCAGAAGUGAUCUAGAAUGUAAAUUUGCUCAUCCACCACCACAUGUCGAUAUACAAAAUGGAAGAGUUACUGCCUGUUAUGAUUCAAUAAAAGGACGUUGUACAAGAGAAAACCCCAAAUGUAAAUAUUUGCAUCCACCACAUCAUUUGAAGGAUCAACUAUUGGUAAAUGGGAAACAUAAUCUUGCUUUAAAGAAUCUCAUAUGUUCUCAAUUAGCUCAUGGAGCUCCACCAGGAAUUCCAAUAGCUCCUCUUGGUCAAUUUGGUCAAAUUGGUCUUCCACAAUCAACACAACCAUCAUUAGUUCAACCACUUCCCUAUCAAUAUUAUGCGGGUUUAACGACACUGUAUCCACCGAUAAUUCAACCACAACAUGAUCCUUAUGCAGCACAAAAUUCUGUGAAUGCUGCUCAAAUUGCUGCUAUUAUUCGUGCUACACAAAAUCAAGGAACUAGUACAAAUGUACCAGGAACCAGUGCAGGUAUCUCUCCAUUAGUAACAAAUUUUAUAAAUCAACAACAAUCAGCACAACAGGCAUAUGCUGCAGUUGUUGCUCAACAAGUUGCACUAGCAGCAACUUUAGGUAAUGUAUCACCAGGUACUGUUACAUCAAGUACAGGAUCCAGAAAAAGGCAAAGAGAUGAAGGGUCACAAAGUGAAAGUCCACUAGGAACAGGAUUAGAUCAAGUAUCUAAUCAUCAAAAUCAGUUGCUUAUGACUGCUAUGGCCGCUGCGAAUGCUAAUAAUAAUGGAAUACCAUGUAAACGUCCAAAUAUUGAAAAUAAAAAUUGUACAGGAGGAACUGGAACAACACCAACAGCACCACAAACAGCUAAUGUAAUUUUUCCACAACAGCCUCAUCAAGCUUUUAACCCAUACUUGUUGCAACAUUCUAUUCCCGGAUAUGUUCCAGCAGUGUCAUUCUCUGUAGCUGGUCCAAUACCACCCCGUUAUUGA